AUCCAUUCCCCAAUUCAGCAUCAGCAGCUGCAGCCAGCGCCUGCGCGAAUUGCGACAGCGAGAGCGGGAAGCGGGAACUCGAAACCUCGGCGAGCGGCAUGGCCACCGACGGCGAGCGCGUGGCGGCGGCGGCGGCGGAGGAGGAGACGCUGGAGAAGAAGGAGGCCGGCGCAACGGAGCUCCCCGCGCCCUCCGGCUGGACGAAGAAGCUUGCACCCAUUCGAGGUGGAAAAUUUGAGGUUCUUUUUGUUUCCCCAACUGGUGAGGAGAUUAAGAGCAAGAGACAGCUGAGCCAAUACCUGAAGGCACACCCUGGAGGUCCUGCAUCUUCAGAAUUCGAUUGGAACACCAGUGAUACUCCCAGGCGGUCAGCACGGUUAAGUGAGAAAGUUAAGGCAACGGAGAGCCCAGAGGACGAGAAGACCCCUAAACGGGAAAGAUCAAGUUCUAAGAGGGGCAAAAGGGAAAAAAAAGAUGCAGUGGAUGCCACUGAAACUGGAGAUCAUGGCACUUCAGAAGAAGCUAAAGGCACUGAUGUGGAGAUGAAAGAUGCUGAAAAUGCCCAAGAAGAGAAGAAAGAGGCGCCUACUGCAAAUGCUGUGGAGAAGACUGAAGGUGGCGAAGGCAAGGUUGAAGGCCCAGAUCAGCCAAAUAAUGUCCCUGCCCCAGUUUCAGAAAAUAAAGUAGACGGAAAGCCAGCUGAAUCUGAAGUAGCUCCUCCAGAGGGUGAGAAGACCGAGAACAGUCUGCCAAUUGAAUCCGCGGUGCGUCUCCCAGCAUCUUCCGAGGGAGAGAAGAAAGAGGAUGGCGUUGCGACUGAACCCGCAGCACCACCUGUGGCUGAAACGAAGGCAGACGCUCCUGCAGCACAGGCAGUAAAAGAGACUGAGAACGCCCACAAGGAUGACGGGGUGGAUGCCGCACCGAAAGAACCAUCGGCGGUGAACUGCGACAAAAAGGGGCAGAUCCAACCUGGUGCAUCCGCCGUGAAGUGCACCUGAAGAUGCUCCGUCACUGUGUGUGUAGAACAAUACGUCGCAUUUGCUUUGAUAAUUGUAAGCGUGUUUGAUCUGACAGCGCUGAGUAGCAGUAGGCUUCCCAGCAUGUAGCUAUCCUUCCCUUGUUAAGGCAGCGGUGUUGUGUUGACGCAGGCUUGUACCAACCUGUGUAAGUCGUUAGCGUGCACAUUGAUGUCAGGAGAGGACUGGAGUUGUAACGUGAUGUUGUGCGAGUUGUACCUUGUGUUAAUGACCUAAUUAUCCAUAAAUAAGGUCAUGAGGGUUGUACCUUGUGCUCUCAUUUCCCUUGGCACCUUCA
Messenger RNA from Phragmites australis (common reed), 1317 nucleotides. RefSeq names its product methyl-CpG-binding domain-containing protein 11-like. Lineage: Eukaryota; Viridiplantae; Streptophyta; Magnoliopsida; Poales; Poaceae. The record is from RefSeq and is a predicted model, not a curated record. The coding region runs from base 99 to 1001 and encodes 300 amino acids. Gene Ontology annotation, molecular function: DNA binding. The transcript is spliced from 3 exons.